AUGUCUUCUUCACAGGCUUCCACCUCGGCCUCGACGCUCAACUCGAGUUUCCUUCGCCGCCACCCUGCUAGCUUGAUACCCAAGCUCGUCCACAACCCCGCCAUCACCGACCUCAUCAAGAGCCCAGUGACGCGCGAGAUGGUCGUCUACCUCGCCAACCAGGCUGCCCACGUCAUCCAGUGCGGCUCCACACAGUCCCCGGACUCGCCGCCUGCCACCCCCACCCGCUCCAUCGCCUCGGCCGAGGCCGACCCGGCGGGCAAGCUUGAGAUCAACGGUCUGCCCAGCCUCGAGACCUUCAUCGCCCUGCUGGUCGAGAGGUCCAACGUGCAGGUGCCGACGCUCCUCUGCACGCUCGUCUACCUCGACCGCCUGAGGUCAAGGCUUCCCCGCGUUGCCAAGGGCAUGCACUGCACGCGCCACCGCGUCUUCCUCGCCACGCUCAUCGUCGCCGCAAAGUACCUCAACGACUCGUCGCCCAAGAACAAGCACUGGAACAAGUACGCCGCGCUCUUCUCUCAGGCCGAGGUGAACCUCAUGGAGAAGCAGCUCCUCUAUCUUCUCGACUACGAUCUUCGCAUCGAGGAGGACGAGCUCAUGGUCCACUUUGCUCCCUUCUUCCGCCGUGUCGAGACCCGCUCCGAGGCUGGCCGCCGCGAGAUGCACCUCCGCGGUCUCGAGUGCGGCCGCGAGCGCGAGCGCUACGUCCGCGCAAGCGAGCGUCGCGUCCACCUGCGCAACCUGCCCGCUUCCGAGGUGCCCUGCUGGAACCAGAAGAGCGAGCCGAGCCGAUACGAGCAGCACCGCCGCUCGGCCGCCUACGACUCGCCCGACUCGUUGGACGCCUCUCCGAAGGAGAUGUACGCCCAGCAGUCUUCGUCGCUCAUGAGCCGACAAGACUCGGUCGAGUCCAACGCGAGCUCGACGUCGUCGGAAGCCGAGCUGACCGACGACAACGGCUCGUCGUCGUCUUCGGCCGAAGACUACGACGACUACGAGGACGACUACCUGGAGCAGGAGGGCCUCGACGCGCGCAUGCAGCAGCAUUCGGUGUCGGGACUCCCCUCGAGCCGCUCGCACCCGGUCAUGGUGGUGCAGAACGAGGAGCUCGAGGCACACAAGCCCGGCUCGGCCAUGCACCGCUACCUCUCGCAGGCGGUGCCUUCGAGUCUCAAGAAGAGCACCUCUUCGCAGAUCAACAUGCAGCAACCCAGCCAGGCGCACAUCCCCGUCUCGCAUUCGAUGCGCAGCGUGCGAAGCAGCUCCAACUUGCUCUCCAGGAUGCUCGGCGGUCACCAGUCGUCGGCGGCCUACUGA
Molecule: messenger RNA, 1317 nt
Organism: Moesziomyces aphidis
Lineage: Eukaryota; Fungi; Basidiomycota; Ustilaginomycetes; Ustilaginales; Ustilaginaceae
Source: the annotation of a GenBank genome assembly